AACUGGAGUACCCUUUAACUGUUAGAUGCUCAGUCAGAGUUGAUGUGGCCAUUGUGCCUGGUAGUUAGUCAUGCUGCUUCUGUACAUUUUUUGCAUUUUCUUUCAGUUUAGAAUUUCAUCCCAACAGUUCCCCCGACCUUGUGCCACGGCAGAGGUCCUCCGAACAAAGCAGUGCUGUCCGGUGUGGGAAGGAGACGGAUCAAUCUGUGGUGCCCGAUCAGGCAGGGGGUUCUGCCAAGAUGUUGUCAUCUCCGACCGUCCCAACGGACCGCAAUACCCCCACUCUGACAUAGAUGACAGGGAGAGGUGGCCUUUGGUGUUUUACAACCGCACCUGUCAAUGUGCUGGGAACUUCAUGGGCUUCAGUUGCGGAGAAUGUAAGUUCGGCUACUUCGGUGCUAAUUGUGCUGAAAGGAGGGAAUCGGUGAGGAGGAACAUUUUUCAACUGUCGGUGACCGAGAAACAAAAGUUUAUCUCUUACUUGAACCUGGCAAAGAAUACCAUUAGUGAAGACUACGUGAUAGUAACCGGCACGUACGAACAAAUGAAUAACGGGACAAAUCCGAUGUUUGCGGACAUAAAUAUCUAUGACCUGUUUGUUUGGAUGCACUACUACGUGUCCCGGGACGCCUUAUUGGGUGGGGCAAACAAUGUAUGGACUGAUAUUGAUUUUGCACAUGAAUCGGCGGCCUUCUUGCCAUGGCACAGAGUGUACCUGCUGCACUGGGAGCACGAGAUCCGGAAGCUAACAGGAGACUUCAACUUUACCAUCCCCUACUGGGACUGGCGAGACGCGCAGGACUGCCAAGUCUGCACAGACGAGUUGAUGGGAGCACGGAGUCCACUGAACCAAAACCUUAUUAGCCCUGCCUCCGUCUUCUCCUCGUGGAAGGUGGUCUGCACCCAACCGGAGGAAUACAACAGCAGGGCCGCGCUGUGCAAUGGCACGGGGGAAGGACCCCUCCUGCGUAAUCCAGGGAACCAUGAUCGGAACCGGGUAAACCGAUUGCCUACCUCCGCUAACGUUGAGUUCGUGGUUAGCCUCAACGAAUACGAGACGGAACCCAUGGACAGGACCGCUAACAAGAGCUUCAGAAACGCCCUGGAAGGGUUUGCAAGUCCUGAGACCGGUAUGGCUGUCCGCGGGCAGAGUACCAUGCACAACGCUCUCCACGUCUUCAUGAAUGGCUCCAUGUCCUCUGUCCAGGGUUCUGCUAAUGAUCCCAUUUUCCUCCUCCACCAUGCCUUCAUCGACAGCAUCUUUGAACAGUGGCUGCGUAGGCACCAGCCUCCCCGGACUCAUUAUCCUGAAGAAAAUGCCCCCAUCGGACACAAUGAUGGCUACUACAUGGUCCCCUUCAUCCCCCUCUACAGGAACGGGGACUACUUCCUGUCCACCAAGGCACUGGGCUAUGAGUAUGCCUACCUGUUAGACCCAGGCCAGCGAUUUGUCCAGGAAUUUCUCAACCCGUACCUGGAGCAGGCCAGAGAGAUCUGGCAGUGGCUCCUGGGGGCCGGGAUCUUAGGGGCGCUGGUGGCUGGCAUUGUGGCCGCGGGCGUGGCCCUGGUCUGCCGGAAGCGGCGACAGAGGAAGAAGAAAAGGGCAUCGGCGUACGGGGAGAGGCAGCCCCUGCUCAACAGCAGCGAAGAGGAAGGCUCCAGCUCCUACCAGACCACGUUGUGAGGACACCACAGACAGGGGGCGCUGUGCACUGCACGUACACUUGCCAACUGGAAAAGACAUUCGAUGAGAAAAAGAUGCUCUACAGCAGUGGUGUCAAACUCGUGCCAUGGAGGGCCGUGUGUAUGCAGGUUUUCA
Messenger RNA from Anguilla anguilla (European eel), 1819 nucleotides. It is a transcript of the gene tyr, whose product is annotated as tyrosinase. The record is from RefSeq and is a predicted model, not a curated record. Bases 71 to 1684 code for a protein of 537 amino acids. Lineage: Eukaryota; Metazoa; Chordata; Actinopteri; Anguilliformes; Anguillidae. Gene Ontology annotation, molecular function: tyrosinase activity. Gene Ontology annotation, biological process: pigmentation; melanin biosynthetic process. The transcript is spliced from 5 exons.